AGGGAGGCGUGGUACCAACGCGCACGCUCCAUGUGACUCUGUCUUUCUGGAGGCGGGACUUUAGGAACACAACUACAACAGACGUGGAACCAGCCGGUGGUCAGCGGCGUUCUCUCUGUCGUCGCGCGCGCCGGAUACCUCGAACCGAUACCUCGUUGCACGUACAACACCUGCCACACGAUUAGGCACGCACGAUUCGUUUAUCCGUAACCCGUUCCGGCGACCUUUUUUAAGACUGCGAGUUUCGUGCGGUCCCCCGUACUAUCCCCGACUGAAAAAUUGAGACGAGAUCGACGUAGCGUUAGAUAGAGCUGUCAAAAUCAUGCACGGAAAAACGAUUGACGAUAAUAACAACAAUACCGAUAAUAUGUUGAUCCGUGAGUGAAUAUGCGUAUGAGAGAAUGAGGCUCGUUCAUUCGAGGCGGAAGAACAUCCUCAGGAUCUUCGGAAACGGACAGUCUCGUCAUGAUGUUGGUUCCACAAGAUAUCAUGGGCGGCCCAUCGAAGAUGCUGUACCAAAUGAACAAGUAUUACGCCGAGCGGGUACAGGCUCGCAUGGGCCAGGUACAGAAGACUAUACGAGAGGUGUGCAAGGUCGUGCAGGACGUGCUGAAAGAGGUCGAGGUGCAGGAACCGCGCUUCAUCUCCUCGCUGACCGAGUGCAAUGGCCGCUACGAGGGCCUCGAGGUGAUCUCGCCGGGUGAAUUCGAGGUGGUUCUCUAUCUGAAUCAAAUGGGUGUCUUCAACUUCGUCGACGACGGUACCCUGCCGGGCUGCGCCGUGCUGAAACUCAGUGACGGACGCAAGAGAUCGAUGUCCCUCUGGGUGGAGUUCAUCACCGCGUCCGGUUAUCUGUCGGCUAGGAAGAUACGCUCGCGAUUUCAGACCCUGGUGGCGCAGGCCUGCGACAAGUGCAACUACAGAGACUCGGUGAAGAUGAUCGCCGACACCACCGAGGUGAAGCUGCGUAUACGCGAGCGAUACGUCGUGCAAAUCACCCCGGCGUUUAAAUGUUCCGGCGUGUGGCCGCGAUCCGCCGCCCACUGGCCGAUACCGCACAUCCCUUGGCCACAUCCGAAUCUGGUGGCAGAGGUCAAGACGGAGGGUUUCGACCUGCUAUCGAAGGAGAGCGUCGCGCUACAAGGCAAGCAAUCGGCGAUGGAGGGUGACGCCUGGGUACUGUCCUUCACGGAAGCGGAAACCAGGCUGCUGCAGGGCGGCUGCCGUCGAAAAUGUCUUAGUAUAUUAAAAACCCUGAGAGACCGACAUCUCGAUCUGCCCGGGAAUCCGGUCACCAGCUAUCACAUGAAGACGUUACUGUUGCACGAAUGCGAGAAGCAUCCCCUCGAGACCGAGUGGGACGAGGGAUGCCUGGCUGAUCGUAUCAACGGCAUCUUUCUGCAGUUGAUUUCCUGCUUGCAAUGUCGACGAUGUCCGCAUUACUUCCUGCCAAAUCUCGAUCUCUUCAAGGGAAAAUCGCCUAGCGGUCUAGAGAAUGCUGCGAAGCAAGUUUGGAGACUUACGAGGGAGUUGCUAACAAACAGCCGCGCGCUAGAGAAGCUUUAGCGUCUUCCAUCUCGAGAAUUUGAGAAAACGCGCGAUAAUGAACAACGAGAAUUCGCUCGAUGACACAUAUAACAAAAUGUUAUUGCCACCGUAUUACGUGUUUAUCCGAUACUAUACACAAAUAGUUAGUUAUUAUUUAAUUCACUCUCUUAUGUCGAGGGCUUAGAGAUGGUGCAUUGUUACAAAUGAUUCUUAAUAUGUAAGCUAUUUUAAUUUGUACGUGUUUUCUUUUAGAAACAAUUACGAUUCAAAUAAUAAUAAUGAUUGUUUUAAAUAAUCACGAAUUUAUUAUUUUUAUUUAAUAUUUAAAUAGUCUAAUAUCCCUGCGAGUAAACAUUUAGCCAUUCAACUUAUGUUAAAAAUUUCACCGAUUAAAUAAAAUUAACUUUAUACCUUAGGAAACUGUGAGUUAAAACAAAAUUUAUUUAUUUAUUAUUUAAAGGAUGGAUUGGCGAGAAAGAUUAAUUAAUCCAAACAGAUAGAUAAAUAGACUUAUGCGAAUUGUAAAUAUUUAAAAAAAGGUAUGAUUAAUUUAGCAAUUGAACAUAGCGUGAAAUAUACGUAUAGCACGACGAUUCCGUCUUAGAUUUCGGCAAGUUGCGAGGUCUCAAUAAUAAUAUGUAUGAAUGCUUUACUCUAAAAUAAUUUAUAUUGCUGUAAGAUAAGCAGUCUCGAUAGCUAUAUCUCGCGCGAUUAGUUAAAUGUUAGAUACAUAUAGUAUAUCUCGAUAGUUAUUGUAAUGCGUCACGUUGCAAUAUACGAAUUGUGCAAUUAAUUCUGUCGAAAUAGAAUAUCUCAUAUGAAUGUUUUUAGUGUGAUAAUAAUUAUUUUAUCUCAAUUAUCAAACAACGAGUUUAUCAAAAUUAUAAUCGCAAUAAAAUAAGAAGAUAGAUUCUUAAG
Nylanderia fulva is the source of this 2466-nucleotide messenger RNA. The record is from RefSeq and is a predicted model, not a curated record. Lineage: Eukaryota; Metazoa; Arthropoda; Insecta; Hymenoptera; Formicidae.